Macrosteles quadrilineatus (aster leafhopper) is the source of this 1430-nucleotide messenger RNA. RefSeq names its product hydroxylysine kinase-like. The record is from RefSeq and is a predicted model, not a curated record. The transcript has 8 exons. Gene Ontology annotation, molecular function: amino acid kinase activity. The coding region runs from base 56 to 1174 and encodes 372 amino acids. Lineage: Eukaryota; Metazoa; Arthropoda; Insecta; Hemiptera; Cicadellidae.
CCUUGUGUUUAAGUACUCAUUGAACCAAAGCUCUUUGGAUAGGACAUCUAGUGGGAUGGCAGACCAAAUUGUAGCUCCAGGUGAAGAGAUCAAACCUAAGAUAAGACUGGCAGAAGCAAUCGCACUGGCAGAGCAUCUUUAUGGCAUUGAUGUUUGUGAAGCUAAGGAACUUGAUGGUUACGAUGACAAAAACUACCACUUAAAAGCAAAAUCCAUCACAAAUAAUAAAAACAUACCACAUAUUUCACCACAUGGGUAUGUCCUAAAGAUUAUGAACUCUUCUGAUUCCGAAAAAAUAGAUUGCGUACAAGCCCAGUGUGAAAUUAUGAUACACCUUGGAAACAAUGGAAUACAAACGCCACAACCUCAAAAAAGCACGGAUGGAAGAUUGUUCUGUAUUCAAGACCUGCCUCAAAAUAAUAAAGAUAACAAACCAUCAAAGAAGCACGCUGUUAGACUUUUAACGUUUGUGGAUGGAAAGAUGUUGAAGGAUUUACCAUGGACUUUAAAAUUCCACUUUGAUGUUGGGGUGUACACGGCAAGACUGGACUUGGUGCUCCAGAAUUUCUCUCAUCCAGCUUAUAAACAGUACUCUUCAUUGUGGAUGCUGAAGAACAUGCCGACAAUCGAGGACUAUUUAUUUGUUUUUAAAGAAACCGACAAAAGGAUUGAAAUGGUCAAAGAGGUUGUGCAGAGUUUCAAAGACCAAGUCUUAAAAAACUUAGGUUCACUAAAAUCAGGGAUGAUCCACGGAGAUAUCCACGACCAGAACCUACUGUGCCAGCUGAUUGAUGGAGAAUGGAGCAUCAACGCUGUGCUAGACUUCGGCGACUCACACUACUCCGCCUACGUGAUAGAACUGGCGUUGGCCACAGCCUACAUGAUACUGCAGAGUGGUCUGGUGGAGUCAGGAACACACGUUAUCGCUGGCUACUGUUCCAUACUUCCUCUGCCACUUGAUGAGCUCAAAUUGCUCAAGGUGUGUGUGUGCGCCAGGCUUUGUCAAAGCUUGGUCCUUGGUCUUUACACUCACUCCUUAUAUCCUUCCAAUGAAUAUGUCCUCACCACCCAAGCAGGAGGGUGGCAACUGCUCACACAGAUUUGGACUAUGGACGGAGCCGCUCUGGAAAAACAGUGGUUUGCACAACUGCCACGGGAAUACAAAAUCACGUAAACAAUGUUUCAGCGAAAUGUAUGUAGUUUACUGGCUCUGAUAAUAGGGUGGUUACAGGACCAGGAGAAUGUCCUGUAAUGUGUGGAAUGGAGUUAUUGGAUAAUACAGUAAAUACCCUCGCCGCAGCAAACCUGCAGGCUAGCAAAUUUCAAUAAGUCUAAUUGGAUUUUUACUGCAAUAUUUCAAUACAAGUAAUAUUUAUUCCUAAUUUUAAAAUCAUUAGAUUUAAUAAGUAUUUAGGUUUGCUGCUACGGGA